Molecule: messenger RNA, 705 nt
Organism: Entrophospora candida
Lineage: Eukaryota; Fungi; Glomeromycota; Glomeromycetes; Entrophosporales; Entrophosporaceae
Source: the annotation of a GenBank genome assembly
UACCAAUUACAACUGAAAAGACUUGUAAAAAACGUUAUGUAACAGAUGGAUCCACAGGAAAUUUAAUUACUCAUUUAUAUUCAAAGCACCAGAUUGUUGAGUCGACUAAAAAAAAUGAUUUAAUGGUUCAAAGUACUAUGAAUUGCAUGAUUAUUAAACCUCAUGAUAAUAAUAAACAAUUAAAACUACAACAAUUAUUAAUGGAAUGGAUUAUUUUCGACAAUCAAUCAUUAAAUAUACUUAAAUCUGAUUCCUUUAAAACAUUUAUUAAUUCACUUGACCCUGCCUUUUCUAUUCCCGAUAUUAAAUUUAUAAAACAAUUGAUUCAUAAAUCUUAUAAUCAUACACUUCCUCUCAUUAUCAAACACAUUGAAGAGAAUGCAUUAUCAGUUAGUUUAACCACUGAUAUGUGGACUGGUCGUAAUAGAUUAGGAUUUCUUGGUGUAACUUGUAGUUAUUUAGAUGAAAAUUUUAAAAUGCAUGAACAAGUACUUGCUGUUGAUUACGUUAGAUACCCACAUACUGCAAAUCAUAUUAGUGAUACAUUAUUAGCAAUAUUAGAUGAGUGGGGUGUUCGUGACUUAACUCAUAUUAUUACUACUGAUAAUGGAUCCAAUAUUAAAAAAGCAAUUAAAGAUAUGGAAUUAAUCGCUCCUAACAUAUUUUGGCAACCUUGUUCAGCACAUACUCUCCAAUUAGUGAUAG